This is a messenger RNA of Fusarium tjaetaba, 1083 nucleotides long. RefSeq lists its product as uncharacterized. The coding region runs from base 1 to 1083 and encodes 360 amino acids. NCBI's taxonomy places the organism in Eukaryota, Fungi, Ascomycota, Sordariomycetes, Hypocreales, Nectriaceae. The record is from RefSeq and is a predicted model, not a curated record. The transcript has 5 exons.
AUGGCUGUUGACCCUAACAUCGUAGCCAUCUUUGGACCACCGCCCAACGGGCUGGAUCUCGAGAAGAAUGUCAUCGCCACGUACAACGUCGUCGUUUGUGUUGUUCUCGGUAUUGCUGUCACAGUUGUUGCUUUGCGGUUUUACGUGAGGAACAUGAAGUCGGCGAACAUUGAGAUGGAUGAUUGGGCCGUGUUGGUCAGUUUGUUUUGUGCUUCAGCAACUGUCGCUAUGACAAUAUUGGCUGGAGAGCAUGGCUCUGGAGCUCAUGUAUGGUCAAUCAAGCUCACGACUCUUGUUGACGUCUUCAAGAUCGUCUACGCCGAACCUUUUGUAUACGCCCUCGCCGUCACAUCCGUCAAAAUCAGCAUCCUCCUCCUCUACCGCCGCCUCUUCCCCCUCGGCAUCGACAAAAACCGAGUCUACACAAUAAUGUUCUGGAUAGCGACCUUUUUGACGACCGUGUACCCAUUCAUCCUCUGGAUCACCAUGCCAUUCGCCUGUCGACCCGUCAGUCAUUUCUGGAACCAGUAUCUUGGGGCUAAGGGCAAAUGCAUCGAAGUAAAGCUGUUCUUCCUUGUUCUUGGGAUCAUGAACAUGAUGAACGAUAUCAUCAUUUUGACUGUUCCGAUACCAAGAAUUUGGACACUGCAUAUGAACAAUAAGACUAAGAUUUCUAUCAUUUGCAUUAUGCUUCUUGGCAGUUUUGUCUGUGUUGCCAGUAUCGCGCGUAUUUACUACCUCUGGGGCUUCUUCCAAAACCUCGACGCGACAUGGUGGAUGGGUUCGUCAUUCGCGUGGUCCAGUCUCGAGCCCUCCGUCGCUGUCAUCUCGGCUUGUCUCCCCACGCUAGCGCCUCUGUUCCGCAUUAAACGCAUCAAUUCUACUUCACGGGGUACACCAUCAGGACCAACUGACCUCUCCAAGUCUGGUUCCAAACACUUUCAACUCUUCAGUGUGAGCAGGACUAAGGGCAAUGCUUUUGGCAGUGACGAUGAUGAGGUCGAGUUGACAUAUGAUGUCGGGAGGGGCGGGACUGGAGAUGGGUCCAUCUGGAAGAAUCAGGGGAGCUCGGCUGCAGAGUAA